Messenger RNA from Corythoichthys intestinalis (scribbled pipefish), 2390 nucleotides. RefSeq names its product plexin domain containing 2a (gene plxdc2a). The transcript has 13 exons. The coding region runs from base 1 to 1650 and encodes 549 amino acids. Lineage: Eukaryota; Metazoa; Chordata; Actinopteri; Syngnathiformes; Syngnathidae. The record is from RefSeq and is a predicted model, not a curated record.
AUGGGUGCCCUGCGUUGCUGGUGUGAAGAAUGUGCUGAGGCUGACUUCUUCACCCUAGGCUGUGAAGAGCUAAGUUUGAGUCAGACGCAAUCUCCUACCGUGAAAAUCCCACACAGAUCCCCCGACGGGGUAAACAGGUGGCAAUCCAGGCCCACUUCUGAGGUUCCCGGCUGGGCGGUUGCUCCAAGGGGCCUCUACAGGGACCGCCACCGACCGGACGACUCAGACAUAGACCUUCUCUUGGAAGAGGGCCACGACAACUCCACUCAAAUUGUGAACAUGGAUCACGCCUAUUAUGCGUCUAAAAUCGUCGGUCCUGGAGAUGCAGGAGGUACAGACGCGUGGGUCAACAUUGAGCGUGCCGAUCGGAGUGAGUGGAAGACUUGCAGAUAUCUGUCCAGCACGCACCGCCAAGCCGAGAGAGUCAACCUUUCCUUUGACUUUCCCUUCUACGGUCACAUGCUGAAGGAAGUUACUGUGGCGACCGGAGGCUUUAUUUACACAGGUGAUCUCAUCCACCGCAUGCUCACCGCCACUCAGUACAUCGCUCCACUCAUGGCCAACUUCGACCCCAGCCUAUCCAGCAACUCCUCCGUCUUUUACUUUGAUAACGGCUCUGCUCUGGUGGUUCAGUGGACCCACCUCCAACUGCAGGACAAUGUCCACUCUGGCACCUUCACGUUUCAAGCCGCUCUGCACAAUGACGGACGCAUUGUCUUUGUCUACAAAGAGAUUCCUAUUGAGAUCAGCGAUAUCAGUAGCGAUAAUCACCCAGUCAAAGUCGGUUUGUCGGACGCUUUUGUGGUUCUUCACAAGAUUGAGCAGAUCCCCAAUGUGCGUCGGAGAACCAUCUACGAGUACCACAAGGUUGACAUUCUCAAGUCCAAGAUAUCCAAUGCCACGACAAUAGAAAUGCUACCUCUCCCUACAUGCUUGCAGUUCUCCAGCUGUGCUCCGUGUGUCACUUCUCAGAUUGGCUUCAACUGCAGUUGGUGCUCUCGCCUGCAAAGAUGCUCAAGCGGUUUCGAUCGAAGCCGCCAAGACUGGGUGGACCACGGCUGCCAUGAAGAGAGACGAGAUCCCCAUUGUCUGCGAGCGUUUGAUGUCACAGACACGUCGUACCGCCACCGUACAGCGGCGCCCACUCCCGUUUCGACAUCGGGACAGCGGAAGACCUCCAGCCCGACCGCCACCUCUCUUGGCAGGGCGUCUACUGCUGAAAACCAGCCGACACGAAGCGACUUGAAGGCAACGUCCACUCCUCGUCCCUCAAUCGGCCAACCUGCAGAGAAUGGCGAGGACAACGACACAGGCCAACAAGAGCAGGCGGGUCUACUAAUUGGCGUGGGCGUGGUAAUGUUUGUCAUGGUGAUGGGCAUUCUGGUGUCCGUCUACAUGUACAAUCACCCCACGUCCAGUGCCAGUCUCUUCUUUAUGGAGCGGCGUCCGGCUCGUUGGCCCACCAUGAAGUUCCGCCGCGGCUCGGGUCACCCUUCCUACGCCGAGGUGGAGCCCCAUGGCAUGGACGGUGCUACGGUCAUCGACCCCAAGCAGUCGUUUGUCAUGACCAUCAGACGAGAGAGCGAGCAGAAGGAAGGCUUCAUCGUCCCUGAUCCGAGGGAGCGCUUCCUAUGCUCGGAGAGCUCCUGACUUGAACUUUGACUCCCAGAAUGCCUUGUGACGCGGCCUUCUCUCACAUUUAUACCUCUAUGAGGAAAAUGAGUAAGUGUUUUUAUGCAGGCUUUGCGUGUGCCGGUGGACUGCUAAUGCUAUUUGCAAAAACAAACACGGACCAACUCUCUGGCCAAGAUCGCUGUUAUGUGUCAGGCUUCCCCCUCGAAACUUCUUCCUGCUCAUGGCGGAAUGUCUUUGCCCUGUGUCAUUUCCUCUUUUCCAAAAUACAAAUCAACCCGCCCUCAUGUGCAGGGUCAAAAAGGCCUCCUCUAUCAUUCAUUUUCAGGCAUAACUUUUAUUUUCUACUGAUUUUCUGCUACACAAAUAUAUACAUUACAGUGAUACAUCAACACAGUGGGAAUAUACAUUUGCUUUAAUCAUGUUUUGGUAAUUCAUUUAUUUCUGCACUGUGAUGAAAAGUAUCCCUAGAAUUGUGACAAAUUGGCUAUAUUUUGCAACGUUUUCUCUCUAGUACACGACAAACUGUAGCAGAAAGGAAGGCACCAGUCAAAAAGGCACUGUGGCAGUCUUUUGUCCUUGAAUUAGUUUUUGUUGUUUUCUGAAACAUAACAAAACAAAACAAAACUAAAUCAACAAUUAAAACAACACAAAUUCAUUCUAAUGCCAUAUAGUGUGAACAGUGAACAGUAAUUAUUCAAGAUGUCCCGAGGGUCCGAUCACGUCAUUUUCAAAGUAUCGGAAUCGGCAAAAAAAUA